Molecule: messenger RNA, 2641 nt
Organism: Panicum virgatum (switchgrass)
Lineage: Eukaryota; Viridiplantae; Streptophyta; Magnoliopsida; Poales; Poaceae
Product: mitogen-activated protein kinase kinase kinase NPK1-like
Exons: 17
Coding region: 131-2161 (676 amino acids)
Biological process (GO): protein phosphorylation
Molecular function (GO): protein kinase activity; ATP binding
Source: RefSeq, a predicted model, not a curated record
CCAAAAUUUCAAAACCCCGCACUCGAGAGCGGCGUCUGCAUUCCCCAUUCGUUCCCCCUCUUCCCCGAUUCGAUCCAGCACCACGCCGCCGCCCGCCGACGAGGACGCGCGCCGAGCCUAGAGCGCAACCAUGCGACGGGACGACGCCGGCGGCGGAUCCGGGUUCCACGACUUGUUCGACUCCGUGCGCCGCUCCAUCUCCUUCCGCCCCGCCGCCGCGGCCGCCGGCCUGGAGCCUCCCGCGGGCCCAUUCGGCGCGGGGGGCGGAGGGAUCGGUUUGCGGAUCAGCUCCUGCAUCCGGAAGUCCCGCGGGAUGGGGCUGCUUGGGCUCAUCACGAAGAACCCCUCCCCGCCGCGCCGCAUGCUGCCGCCGACGCCCGACGAGGCGGUCGGCGGCAGCGGGGGAUGCGGCAGAGGUGGAGAGGAGAACCCGAAGAUCCGGUGGCGGAAGGGGGAACUAAUCGGGGCGGGCGCUUUUGGGCAGGUCUACCUUGGGAUGAACCUGGACUCCGGCGAGCUCCUCGCCGUUAAGCAGGUUUUGAUCGGCACUAGCAACGCGACGCGGGAGAAGGCUCAAGCACAUAUUAGAGAGCUCGAAGAAGAAGUGAAGCUACUCAAGAACCUGUCGCACCCCAACAUCGUUAGGUAUCUUGGGACUGUGCGGGAGGAAGAUACGCUAAAUAUCUUGCUUGAAUUUGUCCCUGGAGGGUCCAUUCAGUCACUUCUGGGGAAGCUUGGUUCGUUCCCAGAGCCUGUCAUUAAGAAAUACACUAAGCAAAUUUUGCAAGGAUUGGAGUAUCUGCAUAGCAAUGCGAUUAUACAUAGAGAUAUAAAGGGUGCAAACAUUCUUGUUGAUAACAAAGGGUGCAUCAAACUUGCUGAUUUUGGGGCAUCAAAGCAAGUGGCAAAGUUGGCUACUGUGACAGCAGCCAAAACAAUGAAAGGUACACCGCAUUGGAUGGCACCUGAAGUCAUUGUUGGGAGUGGGCAUAGCUUCUCUGCGGAUAUAUGGAGUGUAGGGUGCACAGUUAUAGAAAUGGCAACUGGCAAACCACCAUGGAGCCAGCAGUAUCAAGAGGUUGCUCUUCUAUUUCAUGUUGGAACCACAAAGUCACAUCCACCUAUACCUGAACAUCUCUCCCCAGAGGCCAAAGAUUUUCUGUUGAAAUGCCUGCAAAAGGAACCAGAGCUGAGGUCUACUGCAUCAGACUUACUAAAGCAUCCUUUUGUCACUGGAGAACCGAAUGAGUUGCAGUCACUCAAUCGUGCUGCACACAAGGACUCUUUUAAUGAGAUUCCUGCAAAUGAUAUGCCAAAUGGCUUGGGUUUGAAUCAGUCUUCCAACUGGUCGACUAUGAACUCCAACAAAUCAUCAAAAAUCAAGCCCUUAUGGGAGGGCAGCUGUGAUGAUGAUGUCAUGUGUGAGUUUGAUGACAAGGAUGACUAUCCAGCAGUUGGAUCUAGCUAUAAUCCUAUGUCAGAACCAUUUGAUAACUGGGAAAGCAAGUUUGAGAUGAGCCCGGAGCAAAAUUCUCAUCAAUCAAUGGAAUUUGGUGGAUUAACCAAACAUGCUGAAAGCAGCAUGACUGAGAAUGAUUUUACUUUCCCUGUUGAGGGAAGUUGUGAAGAUGAUGAUGUACUUACAGAGUCAAAAAUAAAGGCAUUCCUUGAAGAGAAGGCACUUGACCUGAAAAAGCUACAAACACCUUUGUACGAGGAGUUCUACAACACAGUGAAUGCAGGAAGUUGUCAGGAAGCUGAUCAAACUUCCAAGGGGAAAACCCCAGCUAGUCCGAAACUUCCCCCUCGAGGAAAGUCACCUCCAAGUAAGACACGAGGAGGUGCGUCACCAACAUGUGAUAAUUUGAAUAAUGCAAGUCCUGAAAGCUGCAGCAAGCAAUUACCAAAAAGCAGUGUGGUGAAGAGCAGCCGAAUUUUACGAGAAAUAGCUUCUCCUCAACUCAAUGAGCUUGGAGAUAAAAUGCAUCUUGAUGCCCAAGAUAGCCCAAGCAUCAGUUUUGCCGAAAGGCAGAGGAAGUGGAAAGAAGAGUUGGACCAGGAACUUGAGAGGGAACGAGUGAUGAGAUUAGCUGGGUGUGCUAAAUCACCAUCUCCAAGUAGAGGUCCCAAUGUGAAACGAGAGCGUCAUGCUGACCAUUGAACAGACAGCAGUACUCAUUUCUUUAUUUCAUCCCACAGAAGACAGAACAACUGAUGGUAACUACAGAAUGCCAGAGAUUGGUGGCAAUAGCAGAAUGCCGGAAUGCCAGAGAUUCACGGCAUUAGCAUGAGCCGAACUGUGGCUGCACAGAACCAUCUUGGUACAAGGAGUAGGUCUACUUUGAAGUGGACUGGUACAGAGGGCAGUCAUCACGACUCAUGAUCAGGAUUAUUGUUGCCGUAGCCUGGAGAGCGUUGUGCUGACAGUUUCCUGAUUUUAAGGCCGCAUUUUUCUUUCUUUUGGGCGUGGUGCUAUACGCGCGGCUUUGGUUAUAUAUGGUUUAUAUUGAGAACAAAAGUGUUGUAUAAAUUUUGUGUUUGUAAGCCAGGUUGGCGUGGGGAUUGGUUUUGUAUGGAUAUUGUUUCUUGAAAGCGUGUAAUAAGCCAGUGAUGCAAAUUAUGGGGGCAUUCAGUUUUCUGA